Molecule: messenger RNA, 3011 nt
Organism: Blepharisma stoltei
Lineage: Eukaryota; Ciliophora; Heterotrichea; Heterotrichida; Blepharismidae
Source: the annotation of a GenBank genome assembly
AUGGCUUAUCAUAAAAUUGAAAUUCCAGAUGAUACUUAUGAAGUACCCAAAGCUAUGAACUUAGGAGUUGCUUAUGGAGAAGAUAAGCUGUUUAUUUUCGGAGGAUAUGAUGGGAGAAACUACUUGGACUCCUUUUUGAUUUUCGAUUUAAAAGCAAAUGCCUGAGAAAAAUUCUCUGAAUUAUCACUAUCCAGUAGACCUUCAGCCAGGCAUCUCCAUGUAAUCAAAUAUGUUGAAAAGCAUUUGAUCGUAAUAUUCGGAGGGGCUCAUACAAACAACUUUUAUAAUGACACUUAUGUAUUUAACACUAGAACUUAUAAUUGGGAAUGUGUUUCAGAUUCCCGCAAAGUCCCAUGACCUAGAUAUGGGAUGUGUGGUGAUAUGAAUGAAUCACAUUUGUACAUUAUAGCUGGCUAUGGAACGAAUCCGGAGUCAGGGGAAGACAGAUAUUUAGAUGAUUUAUGGUCGUUUGACGUCAAAGCUAGGCAAUGGAACCAAAUAAAUACUGUAGGGGAAGAUAGGCCAAAAGGAACAGGCUGGAACUGUGUUAUCUAUAAUAAAGUCAUUUACUGCUUAGGGUCUUCAGUGUUAAAGUUUUAUUUAUUAAGCCUUCAGACAAGAGAAUGGCAAGUGAUAUCAACUUUGGGGACAAUUCCUGAUAAGCUCGAGCUCUAUGGAUUCAGCCGCUGUGAUUCUGGAAGCUUUUAUGUGUAUGGAGGAAUCUCUUACUCAGAAGAAAGCGACUCUACGUACUCAUUAGACCUAAUUGAUGACCAAUAUAUAUGACACAAGCUGGAAUGCACAGGAAAUAAGCCAGGAAUAAGGGUCUCCUUCGCAUCAGUUAGCCUAGGAGACUCAAUUAUAUACAUUGGUGGGAAAACAGGGUCUGUUCUGAGUGGAGAUAUUUAUGCAUUUAACCCAAAUAUUGGGCUUAGAUGGAUAUGCUUGAAAGUAGUCGGAAAUUGUCCUUCAGAAAGAGUUGGACACACUGCUUGCUACAUUGAAGCUUUAGGGGGUAUCGUCAUUCAUGGAGGAGACUCUAGGGGGGUUGUAAAUAAUGAUUUAUAUCUAUUCAAAUAUAAAGAAAAAGCUUGGGAAAAAAUUGACUAUCAAGGAGAGUCUCCAGCCCUCUCUUACCAUUCUUGUGCUUAUGAUAAGGAAAAGAACAUUGUAAUUUAUUAUGGAGGAGGAAAUCUUCAAGAAUGCUCAGGGGAAAUUUAUGUCCUGAACAUAAACUCGAUGACCUGAAGCAUACCUAAAAGCAAAAAGAGAAUUCCUGCACGGGCAGGCCAUUAUGCCUUUAUCCAUCCGACAACGCAUGAAAUGGUCGUAAUCGGCGGCUUCAUCUCGAUCGAAGGCUAUACCAAUGAAGUUUGGUCGUUCAGCAUUGAUGACGCAAAAUGGACCAAAAUAGCUACUUCUACUAAUGAUGGCCCUAUGCCUGUUGGGAGAAUAGCUAUGGCCUGCAUGCUCUAUGAGUUUUACAACGAGUGCUGGCUGUCGUAUCUUCACACGACGACUAUUUUCAUAACGACUAUUUUUUUGGCCUAUUUUUUGGCCUAUUUUUUGGCCUAUUUUUUUUUUGGCCUAUUUUUUUUGGAAUAUUUUUUUUUGGCCUAUUUUUUUUUUUCACCUAUUUUUUUUGGCCUAUUUUUUUUUUUAGCCUAUUUUUUUUUUUGACCUAUUUUUUUGGCUUUUUUUUGACAAUUUUUUAGCUAUUUUUUACUAAUAUUUGGGCAUAAUUCUAUACUAGUUAUUUUAAUAUAAUUUUUUAAUGUGUUUUAAACGAUUUAACCAACAAAAAAUGCACCCUUAACAGAUUUCUUACUCAAUGAAUACUAAUUAUUUGCUUUUAAAAUUUCGAGAAUUUUAGAUUUAAUUAGGAGUUUUCCACUUAAAUUUACUCAAUAUUAAUCGCGUAAGGAAAAGUCUCUGUUUCUCAAUAAGAUUUUAGUCCUCUCAGCAGCUUCAUGAAUGAGGCCAGGCAAAAAAAUAGCCAAAAAAAAAUAGUCCAAAAAAAAAUAGGCCAAAAAAAAAUAGGCUAAAAAAAAAUAGGUUAAAAAAAUAGGCUAAAAAAAAAAAUAGGUUAAAAAAUAUAUAGGCUAAAAAAAAUAGGCCAAAAAAAAAUAGGCCAAAAAAAAAUAGGUUAAAAAAAAUAGGCCAAAAAAAAUAAAACAAAAAAAAAUAGGCCAAAUAAAAAUAGUCGUUAUGAAAUAUUCGUCGUGUGAAGUAACCGCUGGCUAUAUAUGCAUGGAGGUGUUAACUCAGAAAUUGUGCUAGAUGACUUGUGGCGUCUUAAUUUAUUGACUUGGGAAUGGCAAAGACUGCCUCAGUUUAGCAGAUCCCCUGGAUCUGUAUACGGGCAUACCGCACUGCUAAUUGAGAACUCAAUUUUCGAAUACGUUGGGAAUUCAGUUGAUAGCAGAGGAAACGCAAUAAAAGUCCCAAGCACAGGCAUCUUAUGAAGUUUGAAUCUAACGCACAAUAAUUUGAAUUGAUGCAGAUACAAAGUUGAAGGUUCAAUCCCACCCAAACGAUUUUACACAGCAGUGCUCGUCACAAAUGAUAUCGUCAUAUACGGAGGAGGGCCUGACCCCAACAUAUAUCAAUUAGACAGAAAUGAUGUCCCGCCUGAUGCAGUCUCCACAAAUAUUUUUUCUGAUUUCAUUUUGCCUUAUAAGUCCAUACCGAUGUUUUCUGGGGAUCUUAAUGAGAGCUCAAUUGAAAUGGUGGAAGAUAAAAUCACUAAUAUCAAUAAGAAGGGAAAACCAAAAAGCAAAAAAGGUUAUAAGAAGUCGAGCUCUAAAGGGUCAACUGAGCAGAGUUUUGUGACAACAAUACCAGAGGAUGAAGAAGAGGAAGAAAAAAUCCAAAUUUUUGGAGAGCAGUCUUCGAGGGAAACAUCAAGGAGAAGCUCAAUUACUUCUGACAGGUCAUAUGUUAGCUUAAGAGCUGAAGAAUUAAUUCAAAAAGCUAAGGAGUCUGCGCUAGUUCGAAGAAGGAAAAAAUAA